CUGGUCUCUACCUUAGUUUUGGGCAAUUUUGGUCGCAUUGUCGCAUUCUGCUCCCUCAUGGGGCUUCCCUAAUCAUUCUUUACUUCUCAAUGAUUUCUAGAGCGGUGCGAGUGCCGCGUAUUCGCCUGGCAUGCAGGUUUGGCUUAAUAACACAACGCAGCACUGGACUGGGCUUCCGACCAAGUCCAGUCCAUGACGGCCUGGCACGACGAUUAUAUACAUCCGAACUUGGAAAUGCAGGGGAGAAUAAGGUUGAGCCUUUUAUAACAGAUACGGACGCUUCGAAAAUAAAGCCGAAAGAAGAGAAAUUGGACGAAGAGCCAAAGGUUUCACCUACAGGGUCAGAAGACGCGACACCGGCUCCGAAUCUUCCCUCCUCCACCGACGUCGACUCUGAGCCAACUAGUAGCUCCGAGGAACCUCACUUAGACGAGGACCCGAUCUCCAAAUCUGAGUUCGACGCAAAGGCAUCUCCUGGCGAUGAGACAUUCCCGGAGAAGCCAAUUGACGAUGCACAAGCAAUACUGGACGGUGCACUGGACGAAUCCCCAUCACAACCGCGAUUGUCAAGAUAUGUUUUACCUGACCUGCCCGACUUCCCCAGAUCGUCGUCAAGACAUUCACCUAGCUCCGAACAGUAUGCGCUGGACGACCUUUUGGGAGAAUCGCAGAAGCCAGGGAUCGAGGUAUCUGCACUACCUGAACUAGAAGCCCAAGAUGUUGGGGACGAGCUCAUGCCUUUGCCAAAGAGACGCCUCUACGAUCGUCUUAUGCACGAUGAAUCGCUUGGAGUCUCUACUCUGGGAAUGCCAGCUGAUGCCAUUAUCAUCAACAAUCCGAAUAGGACACGCAUCGAGCGGCCAGCCCCCACCGUGAUGGAAGCGAAACCUAUAGAAAACACAGAUCUUGACUGGGAAAAUUUGACUCCUUCCGAAAUGACAGAGCCUGAAUCUGAAGAGAUAUUCAAGAAUAUCGACGAACUUUGCCCCGUGAGUCGUAUUUUGCGUCUAACUGAUAUCGACAAGCUCGUCAACACUCUUUGCGACGGUUUCACAGUCACUCAGCUACGGGAGUAUCACAGUGUUCGCAAGCCACAACCCAGGGAUCAUGACAUGGUAAAAUACGAGUGGAUAGAACAGAUUGUACCAUGGACAUCAAUGAACUCGGUUCGACUGCGUGGCAAUGAUAAGGCCACUCUUGCUCAGAAGAUCGUGUUGGAUAAAUGGAAGAUCGAGGUUCAGGAACAUGCGGACGAUCUUGGAAAAGCGUUUAUUUGGAUGGAUCCUGACAUCUUCCCCUUUCUCACAUAUGGCCCCAACAACAUAGGUCGUCUACUCUGGGAGCUCAGAAGAGAUUUCGUAGUCGGCGAAGACGAGAAGUUAACACUGCAUACCCCAAAAUGCCGCCUCAAUAUUACAGCGAAGAAGUCGACUACUUACGGUAUCCUCGCUCACAUCGACCAGGCCGUGCAGAGGAUGAAGAGCCGGGUUAUCGACGUUGCCCCUCUUCUCCCGAAGACUCGAUCAGUAGCCCUGACGCCGACAGAGCGCAAGGAGCUCGGCCGGCUAACCAAGACUUCAAUCACGCCUGUAAGGCAUGGCUCCCAGGAGAAGUUGCGCGUCUCCUGGAUGCCCCAGCCUGACGAGCCUCCAACCGAGACAGAAGACCUUGCAGACACAGUAUUCCGCUUAAUCGUUGGCCGUGUCGUCCCGGGCGCGGACCACGGUGUCCUCCAGUGUCUUCCGCGAUCGGACGACCAAGACCUAGUCACUGGCCAGCCCGUCCCUGUACAACGCCAGGCUCGGGCUAUGUCGUGGAGAGACAAGCUCCAGAAGUGGCUGAGAAUUGUAGCACCCAUCAGCAAGAACACUCAAAACACUCCACCGCUAGGGCUGUCCUCCGAAUCAGCGAUUCCCGAAGAGAAAUGUCCUCGCACUGGAAAUGUAGACGCUACUACAGCAACGUUUGGCCAUAUCCUACACCAACGCGCUAGCACUUCGAUGAAGGAACUCUACCGCAAACGCCGCAUCCUAGCCCCCCUUACACCUCAUCCCGCUGCUUUCUCCGCCCUCAAACCCGACAACGACUUGCCCCUAAAGGAGACUACUUCCAUUGUUAUGCACCUUUCGCCUCAUUUCGAUUCUUCAAAGAGUCCAGUAACGGAUCCUAAGAAGAAACUCCCUGCAGAUCCUGCUGUCUAUAUUACCAUCCCCGUCCACCCUCAGGCUGAUCUCGACAACUUCAAGAUCCCCGACGACGUAACCGCCCACAUUUAUGUGCCCUGGCACAACAGCGACGUGCUGCUUCCUACAGAGGCUGUAGAUGUCCGCCUUGAGCACAAGCGCUCCCAUACUCUCCCAAUAACUCACCCAGGCAUGAAGAGUUUCUUUGAGAAAUCGCAACUCAACCUUCGUGAAGGUCAACUUCGAACACCGAGCCAGGCCAUGCUCAGGGUUCCAGGAUCAUGGUUGCGAGGAAGUGGCAGCGGCAGAAUGAACACCGAGAAAAGAGACGUUCUUUACGACUUCCGUGGAACUGAGAUCCAUCAGACCGUGGAAAUGCCUUGGAAUGGCCACACACUGCGCUACUCUAGCAUCGAGGCUGGACAGCACGGCGGCCAACGCCAGGAGAUUACACUCCAGGCUGGUUUACCAGGCGAGAACCCAGUUGCUUUCAAGGAUGAGAGACGUGUAGGCUUUUUACAGCUGGUCGAGGACAUGGCCACUGGAAAAUGCUUCUCCUGGUCUGAAGGCUACAAAUCCAUCAAGAGCCACCAGCUAGAAGAUUUCAGUUACAAUCUGUUUGAAGAGGAUCUCCCUGAGGACGUUAUUGUCGACAACGAAAAGUUUGAUUCGCGCGGUCGCGUCAAUCGAUACAGACCAGCUACGAGCGGAGACAGUGACAAGCCUGAUCCGCGUGGCCGCUUGAAUCAACAUAAGUCAGCCAUCGAGAUGGGCAAUGAUAGGUUUGAUUCGCGUGGUCGUGUCGGUGAGCGUGAGUCAGCCACGAAGGCGAACGGUGGCAAGCUUGAAAUCCGUGGUUGUGUGAAUGAACGCACGUCUGGCCCAAAGCCAAAGACAGGAGCUCCAGUUGAGAUCUUUGACGACAUAGAGGCAUUGUUUGCGGCGGAGGGCCAGACUUUUGAGCUCAACCCCGACAAUACACCCAAGCCUGACGAGCAACAGCUUGACGAGACCAAAUUUGACGAGAAAGUGUCUGAUGAGAAAUAUCCCGAUCCUAUCGCCAAAAGGAAAGCGACAGAUAAUCUCAUGAGUUUCCUCGACGAGUACGCCAGCCCUAAGGCCUUUGUGAGUGAAGACAACAAGAAGCUCUACGGCAUCGAUGCUGCCUACCACCACAAGAAGUCAAGGACGAGCGUUCCUAAGGAUACUUCUCCGAUCGACAAAUUGCCAGAUUUGCCAGAAUUUCCAGAAGCCACGCCCCCGAAACCUAACAACAACUUGCCAGAUUUAUCAGAAUUGCUAGAAGACAAGGCCACACCCCCAAAACCUCAAAAGGAAGAUGUUGCAACUAAAAAAGAGAAGACUCGCAAAAAGGUCCAGAGUGAGUACUUCGCAACCAAGGAGCCAGUACCCAAGCCCAAAGCAACGCCAAAGAAAUUAGCAACUACCAGGAAAGCCAAGGACAAGCCAAGCAAAUAUACCCUCCCAGAGCUACAGAAACCCGCCACAAUGUCAGAUGCAGAUGCAUUUGCUGCUCAGUUCGCCAGACGAGCGACUUCAGAGAACAGAGGGAAGGACCAAAAUAGUGUCAUUGGGUUCUUCGACACCCUUCCAAACGAGAAGCCUGCUAAAAGGCAGCCCGCUCAGAAAAAGAAAACGUCUACUUCAAAGAGAAAACAACCGACAUCGAGUAACUCGAAACGCAAAAGGCUUUGAACCGCUCUCAAAUGAAGUGUUUGAACAUGCUACGACCGAAACGAUGUCAGGAGUACGAACAAGGACGAUCAUUCAUGAGGCUUGUGUGUCACUCUCUUGCGCCUCUGUUUCUCUACAGCGCCAUGCUGGUCGUGACUUGCAACGUUAUACAUGAGGAAAUCGUAAAGAUUGCGAGAGGCAGCUUUGGAUACGCAGAAGAAAAAGGAAAAGAUACUAUUGUAUACUAAAAUAGCAUGUAUAUCAUAUGUAACAUCAUUAUUAGACGAAUAUAUAGAGGAAAGGGGCAUUAUGUAUCAUUACACACCAAAAAUACAACAUCAACAAUAAAUCACGGUACAGUGCACACUGCAUCACUGUGAUCGCCACACACACUGAACCAUCCGCCUGAACGAACUACUGACGCUCUAAGGAUCUGCUUCAACUUACAGGUAAUCCAAGUCAAUCAAUUGAGCAGAAAUUACAUCACGAGAAGCUUCAUUUGCAGCAGUCACACAUCACAUCACAAGCAUCAUAGGUAGGAACAAGAAACUUUUGCACGAAUCACUUCUAGACUCUCUAUUCUUUUUUUGAUUUGCACACAACCGAGAUCCUGGCCUUUUUUCUUUGCCUCUCAUUAUGUGCCCCCAGACAAAAGCCGAGUGCUCAUGCCAACAUGAUCAUUUCGUCGUAGAAGCGAGUACAUCAGCCCUUGGGCGUGAGAUCGAGGUCGUAAGAUCCCACUGAAGGUUGUCAUUUCAGAAAUAAGUUGCUUAUUUCUUGGCGGCCUUGGCAGCGGACUUGGUGACCUUGCCGGCAGCACCGCUGGACUUCUCGACGGCCUUGAUGACACCGACGGCGACAGUCUGUCGCAUGUCACGGACGGCGAAACGACCCAGAGGAGGGUAGUCAGUGAAAGCCUCAACACACAUGGGCUUGGAGGGAACCAUCUUGACGAUGGCGGAGUCACCAGACUUGAUGAACUUGGGGGCGGCCUCAGUGGCCUUACCGGUUCGGCGGUCGAUCUUCUCCUGGAUCUCGGCGAACUUGCAGGCAAUGUGGGCAGUGUGGCAAUCGAGGACGGGAGCGUAACCAGCACCGACCUGACCGGGGUGGUUGAGGACGAUGACCUGGGCGGUGAAAGAAGCGGCACCCAUAGGGGGGUCGUUCUUGGAGUCACCAGCGACGUUACCACGUCGGAUGUCCUUGACGGAGACGUUCUUCACGUUGAAACCAACGUUGUCACCGGGCUGGCCCUCAGUGAGCUGCUCGUGGUGCAUCUCGACGGACUUGACUUCAGUGGUGACGUUGGAAGGAGCGAAGGUAACGACCAUACCGGGCUUGAUGACACCAGUCUCGAUACGGCCGACGGGAACCGUUCCAAUACCACCGAUCUUGUAGACAUCCUGGAGGGGAAGACGGAGGGGCUUGUCAACGGGACGCUUGGGGGGCUCGAUGGAGUCAAUGGCCUCGAGGAGGGUCUUGCCACUGAGCUUGCCGGACUUGAUCUCACGCUCCCAACCCUUGUACCAGGGGCAGUUGGUGGAGGGGGUAAGCAUGUUGUCACCGUUGAAACCGGAGAUGGGGACGAAAGCGACAGCCUUGGGGUUGUAGCCGACCUUCUUGAUGAAAGAGGAGGUCUCCUUGAUGAUCUCCUGGUAACGGGCCUCAGACCACUUGGUGGUGUCCAUCUUGUUGAUGGCGACAAUGAGGUUCUUGACACCAAGGGUGUAGGCAAGAAGAGCGUGCUCACGGGUCUGACCAUCCUUGGAAAUACCAGCCUCGAACUCACCAGUACCGGCGGCAAUGAUGAGAAUGGCGCAAUCGGCCUGGGAAGUACCAGUGAUCAUGUUCUUGAU
Molecule: messenger RNA, 5734 nt
Organism: Fusarium odoratissimum NRRL 54006
Lineage: Eukaryota; Fungi; Ascomycota; Sordariomycetes; Hypocreales; Nectriaceae
Exons: 3
Coding region: 90-3899 (1269 amino acids)
Cellular component (GO): mitochondrial inner membrane
Source: RefSeq, a predicted model, not a curated record